AUGCUCUUUGCCAAGGCGGUCGUGAAGAUAGACAAUCAGGAGCCGGUCGGACUUUGGGCAAGAGGGGAUUUUAUCAACAUUCUCGUCUGCCGCCAAUUCUUAGGGAGAUCGCUAUGCGAGAGCGCCGCCAAGCGCCACGGGCUCCCUUCCUCCUCCGAUACCGCCGCCGCCGUCGCAGGCGAGGACCGGCUCAUCCCGCUCCACGACGACGUCCUCGUCCUCAUCCUCCUCAAGCUCACCACCCGCGCCGCCGCCCGGACGAGCGUCCUCUCCCACCGCUGGCGCCGCAUCUGGGCUCUCCUCCCGGUGCUCGGCUUCACUUCGCCCCCCGAGCCCCACCGGUUGCGCGACGCCCUCGACGGCCACAAGGUGCUCCUCCGCGACCUCCUCGUCGUGGCCGACGGCGCCACCGCCGAGUCUCUAGCGCGCUUUGAGGGCAUCAAAAGUCUUUUUCUAACGCUGGUGUAUCUACAGGUUAUAAUGAACUGUGACUACAUGAUGGAAGACAUGGCAGUGCUACCAGACAUUACAUUUUUGUCCCUGAUGGUAAUGGCAAAUGGACAUGCCUUGGAGGCCAGCGCAUUCCAUGUUCUCAGAUUGUGUACUGGUAUAACAAGGUUGAUGCUGUUGUUCGUUGCUACUAGAUCAGAGUCAGAGGCCCAGACUGUAUGCACAUCCGAUUGCAUAUGCCUUCAGCUAGUAGAGUGGGAAACAGAGGAACUCUUGUUGAAUCACCUUGAAGAAGUAGUAAUUGGUGGAUGGAGAGGAACUAAACAUGAAGUUGCUUUUGUGAAACGACUUUUUGAUUGGGGGACAAAGAUUAAAGAGAUGACAGUAAAUUUCUGUCGUUCAAUCUCUGAAGUUAAGGCCAAGGAGCUGUACCAAAUAUUUCAGAGUUUCUCUAGGCCAGGACUAUGCAUGAAAUUUUACCGAUUUGAGAACUGUAGUAAGCGUCGACGUGUCAAGACAAGUGAAAAGCUGGUUGAAGGUCUUCUGGGAACCAACUAA
Miscanthus lutarioriparius is the source of this 1008-nucleotide messenger RNA. Lineage: Eukaryota; Viridiplantae; Streptophyta; Magnoliopsida; Poales; Poaceae. The record is from the annotation of a GenBank genome assembly.